Entrophospora sp. SA101 is the source of this 1308-nucleotide messenger RNA. NCBI's taxonomy places the organism in Eukaryota, Fungi, Glomeromycota, Glomeromycetes, Entrophosporales, Entrophosporaceae. The record is from the annotation of a GenBank genome assembly.
AUGUACAGACCAUGUGAUGACAAUAAAUGUGAUUGGACUGAAUACCCAAAUUUUAUGAAUUCUCCUAGAUGGUAUAAUACUAUGGUUAGUUUACCUAAUGGAGGAUUACUUAAUUUUGGUGGUUCAAAAAGAGCGACAAAAAUAAAUACGCACGAAUUAGAGAAUCUUUCUUUUGAAACUGUACCAAAAGACGAUACUCCCAUUGAUUAUGAAGUAGAAUUUCUUAUUGAAACCUUUCCGUAUAAUUUAUAUCCAACUGUCACGGUACUGCCUGGUCCUAAAGAACAAACAUGGUUAUUUUUAGCUGCAAACAACAAAGCUGAAAUAUGGGAUUAUGUUAGUAGAUCAACUGUAAAAAAAUUACCUGACAUACCCGGUGGUCCUCGUUACUAUCCAUUAACCGGUUCAACCGCUUUGCUUCCAUUGUCCUAUGAAGACAAUUAUACAUCUGCCGAAUUUAUAAUUUGCGGUGGUGGUAGUGCUGAUAUUCUGGUACCGGAUUCACCGGCCGCAAAUGAUUGUGCAAGAGUUAAUAUCACAGAUCCGAAUCCGGUUUGGAAAUUGGAACCUUUUGGUAACAUGCCAAAUGGUAGAAUAAUGGGUGACACUAUACACUUGCCUGAUGGCACUUUAAUGUUUAUAAAUGGCGCUGGUCAAGGUUAUGCAGGUUGGGAUAAGGGCCCAUUUGACAACAGACUUCACACAGCCAGUCUUCCACAAAAAGCACCCCUAAUAUACGAUCCGAAAGCCGACGAGGCUAACAGAUGGAGAGUGCUAGCCGAAGAUCCAUUAGUACGUGUUUACCACUCAGUCGCAAGUUUGUUGCCAGAUAGUACUAUUUUUGUUGCCGGAAGCAAUCCAAAUCCUAGUUAUUGUGACACUUGUGAAUACCCAACAGAGUACCGCGUGGAAAUAUUUACACCGCCGUAUUUAUUAACUGGAGCCGAUCAGGUUGAAAUUAAAUCAGUAGCUGGUACAAGUGAUUUGAAUGCCGUCCAUAUUAAAACAAGAGUUUCGUACGGUCAGGUGAUAACUGUGAUAGUUGAGACUGAUGAUGAAGAACCACAAUUUACCGCUUCAAUAGUACACAUGGGCUUCAUUACUCAUUCAACUCAUAUGUCAUCAAGAAUAAUACUAUUAAAGAUUCAACAAUUAAUACGAAUUGACGGUGGCUUUGCUGUUGAUCUUACUAUGCCACCAAAUUCAAACACAUUACCACCUGGUCGUCAUCAUUAUUUAUACGUGUUAAACAAAGGUAUACCAGCUGUCACGGCAGUUGAAAUAGAUAUUAGAGAAAAUAAUGUUUGA